AUGGAACAGUCCACUAACAGCUUAUUCCACAGCUUUAUCCACGUCGCCGGCUGGUCUCAGCACUUUCCCUCCUCAGCCAGAUCCCUCAGCCACCUCCGGUCAAUAUCAACAGUUCCGAGCUCUGUUGACGACUCAUCAUCAUACCGGCCUCGACCGCCGCCCAAGUCGCCCUCAGUCUCGAAUUUGCCCAUAAUAUCGUUCGCAUCCAAGGCCGCCUCAUACUUUCCCAGCCACGAGAUGAGCACACUACCCGAUCCCCGAAUAAGAACGGCCAGCUCGUCGGGCAACGGACAAAGGCCUUCAACUGCGCAUCCGGAUCUGGACAGGAAUGACGGCGAUGGCGCUUCUACCGUUUCUCAGCAUCCCGGUCUCAGCGACGAAGUUGCGACGCUCAGCACGAAGCUCAUCAACGCCAUCAACCACCAGACCGCGCUCGAUGAUACCCUGUCAGCAACCCGUCACGAAUUGGAGACGUCCCACGACCGCAUCCGCGAUUUGGAGGCUCAGCUUGCCGCCCAGCGCGAGAUGAUGGCUGGCGAUGUCUGGAUUCGCAGAUCGACGCUCGAGAACGAGCGCAAAGUCUGGCAGGCUGAGAAGAAGGCGAUGCAGCAGAAACUUAACGAGGAGACGACAAGCCGGAUAGAGACAGAGAAGGAGAAGCGCAAGAUCGAACAGGAGCUGGAGAAUUUGACCACGGCUCUGUUCGAGGAGGCAAACAAGAUGGUUAUUGCCGCCAAGGAAGACGCUCAGUUCCAGCAUGAUGUUCUGACGAAGAAGAACGAUCAGCUCAAGGCCCAGCUCGCCGAUUCUGAGAGCCUUCUGAAGUCGCAGCAGGAGCAGCUUUCUGAGCUGAAGCAGGUGCUCGAAACCAUGGUGAUGGAGCGCGACGACCAGGGCAACAACACGGUUCCUUCGACCCCCGGCCUCGAGCCCAAGGAUGAAGCCCACUCUGUUCCCGAGAAGCCGACGCCAGCCCCGUCGAGACACAACGCCGAAUCGCAAUCGACCCCGGCUCCCCCGACUAGCUUUACGCAUCUGAUCCAGCCUGUCUUGCGCACCGAUAUCGCAGAGUACGAUGACUUCAUCGCCCUUGCUCGCCUUUCCCAUCCGCGCUCCGGAAGCCGUGUCUCUGCCGGUUCCUCCAUUGGUGGAUUCAUCGGACUUGGCGGUUCAACUUCGAGUGCACACCUUUCAAACGCCUCUACCUCCUCAUUGAGCGCCUUUUCGAACCUCAACCAGAGCAGCAAUUCCAGCACGCCGCAGUCUCCCAACGCGAACGCAAACGCGUCUGCCACCAGCGCCGCUUCGACACCCUCGCCAAUUCCUCAGCUCAAGGAGACACGCUUCUUUAAGCGCGUCCUGACUGAAGACGUUGAGCCCACGCUUCGUCUGGAUGCUGCACCAGGACUGUCAUGGCUGGCUCGCCGCACUGUCCUGUCAGCCGUGGCCGACGGCUCACUGGUGGUUGAGCCCAUCCCUGCGCCCCCCACGACGCCGAGCUUCCUUCCCGUUCCCAAGCCGCAGUUUUAUCCUUGCGCCUUGUGCGGCGAAUCUCGCAAAGACGCAGAGUACUUGCGCAACUACCGCUUCCGUACAAGCGAGGCUGAUUCGGCCCAGCGGUACCCUCUCUGCGGCUACUGCACUGUCCGCGUUCGAUCCACCUGCCAAUUCCUGGGAUUCCUUCGUAUGGUCAAGGAUGGAUACUGGCGGGCCGAUGAUGCGGAGAACGAAAAAGCUGCUUGGGAGGAAAGCGUCCGCCUCAGAGAGCAGAUGUUCUGGGCCCGCCUGGGAGGUGGCGUCGUUCCUGUUUCUCAUGGAGAGACACACACGCACAGCCGUCAGCCUAGCCAGGAGCGGGUUGUAGACGCCCCGGCCGAUGUGUCCACCGACUCCGUUGCCGAUGCAUCUACAGACAAGGAAGAGGGUGCAUCUACAGAAAAGGAAGAGGGAGCAUCUGCGGCCAAGGAUGAGGAUGCAUCUACAGAAAAAGAAGAGGAAGCAUCGGUUGUUGACACCAGCUUCGACACAGCUCCGCCCUCAGAGAUUGAGGACGAUGACGGCAGCGAGUUCGAGCUGGGACGCCGCGUGUCCACGGACGAGCCUCACACGCCUCCCGACCAGACGGACGGCACCAAGCCUCUCCGCUACUCUUUGCAAUCUUUGACUCUGGACGCCAUCAGCAGCUCCGGAUCUGAGGCUACCAAGCGCAUGUCUACGACUACCGUCAUCGAGAACUGA
Molecule: messenger RNA, 2238 nt
Organism: Trichoderma citrinoviride
Lineage: Eukaryota; Fungi; Ascomycota; Sordariomycetes; Hypocreales; Hypocreaceae
Product: guanyl-nucleotide exchange factor
Exons: 1
Coding region: 1-2238 (745 amino acids)
Biological process (GO): exocytosis
Cellular component (GO): Golgi to plasma membrane transport vesicle; cell tip
Molecular function (GO): guanyl-nucleotide exchange factor activity
Source: RefSeq, a predicted model, not a curated record